AUGCGUUGGGGCGCGUUUGCAUGCGGGAUGUCUGGGAGAUUGAGUUGUUUAAAAGGUAGAACUAUUCUAGCUUUCAGCACUUGCUCCGAUGCGACGACAUCACACACUCGGUGCUGGCGGUCGACGGAUGGGAUUCAAUUGACAAGAUCUUCGAGGCUUCGCAAGAACAGAGUGAGCCCUUACUUCAAAUGUCUCCUGUCAUACUGUAUUUUUCAGAAUGCUACUAUGUAUUGGUAAAUUGUGGAGCGACCCGAUCCCUCGGCCGCCUCAAAAUCCCUCCGGCGGCCACCGUCUACGUCAUCGACACACAUCGUCCGUAUCACAUUGAAAACGUGUACGACAACGAACAAAUCUACCUGCUGCUCAAGGAAACCGAGCGAAAAGAGCUGGAACUGCCCGAGGCCGAAUCUGUUUUCCGCGACGAUUUCGACGAUUCAGACGAGGACGACGAGGAUGAAGACGACGAAGAGCACGUCUCCUACGAGCAGCGAAUGGAGAAAAUCCGAAGGAAAGCGAUUCGAAGAGAGGAGAAGCAGUUGUGGGAGCGUCAGCGGAAGAACAUCCUCUGGAAAUACUACUCGUCCACGUGGUACAGCACUCCGAGCUGUGUGAUGAUGUUGGAGUUGGCUGCCGAAAUGAAUCGAAUAUCGGCCGAGAUGAUGUGGUUUACGACAGUCGGCCUGAACAGCGCCUACGUCGAUAGAUUAGUAAGAGAGAUUCUGAUUCUGAUUCGGAAAAAUGUUCUGUUUUCUAGAUCAGUAUCGAGCUGUACACGAACAUUUGCAUCGAACGAAUGCGUCCAUUCGUCAACAAAUUCCUGCCCAGAAACAUCGUAAAUCAGGGAAAAGUGGACGAUCUGUUGCACAUUUCGUUCGGCCGCGAACUGCCUCUCCUCCUCUACUCGCACUGGGAUCUGUUCAAUUCGAUGAUGUUCAACGAGUACUUUGCAAUCAAAACCAAGAAUUGGACGCAGAAAGGAGACGCCAACAUUCGGCACUUGCUCGCCAAUCUCGGAAUCACUCUGGCAGAGACUAAGCAAAAGUUCGAGGCGCUGCCGACGGAGCAGAGGAAUCUCGUGGUCGAUGUGCUCGAGAAGGAAAUGUCCAAGUCGUUCGCUUCCUUCUUCGGAACUUUGGGAUAUUCUGGGAAGCUCAGCGCCUACGACGUCGGCUACGCGGUGUCAGUUCGGUUAGAAAUUCCAAAGACAGAAGCGGUGAGUUUUUGGCUCUAAACCUUUUGCUCACUCUGGUUUUCCAGCUGAUGAGCCGCUUCAACGCCGGUCGCACGACCCUCCUUCAAUCGACGACCGGCUCUCGUCAGGAGCGUCUGAAUCUUUCGCAAACGUUUACCACAAUCUGCCAACGAACACUUCAAGUCGUAUGGAAGACGGUGGCCGCAGCCAUCAAUCAGUCCGAGAUCAUCCCAAACGGACCGUACUAUCUCUUCUCGUGCACCAGAUCUAUCGGUUUGCCCACGAACUCUCUGAACUUUAUCGCAAUUUUCCGUUCAGAUGACGACAUGGUCGAAUCGCGUCACUUCCUCUACAAUACCACGCAGUUCAUGCUUCGCGCGUUCGCUUCGAUGAAGAAGGGAAGGACUGCGAAGCCGUUGAUUGUGAUGUUUCCGUUGAGCGGAGAGAGCAGCGGAUGGAUGAUUGUGACGGGAGCGAUGCCGAUCGCCACGGAUUAUGAGGAUCACUCGCAGAAGACGUGCAUUGGUCGGGCGUUCGAACGGGUCAAGAAGAUGGCGCCGGCGCUUCGAAUCAACGACGACUCCUUCCAUUCGGAUGUCAUUCGUCUGAAAUCAGAAGACCGAACCCGCUUCAUCGACUGUCUUCAGUCGGUUUUCGAGGGAACCUAA
Caenorhabditis sp. 36 PRJEB53466 is the source of this 1860-nucleotide messenger RNA. NCBI's taxonomy places the organism in Eukaryota, Metazoa, Nematoda, Chromadorea, Rhabditida, Rhabditidae. The record is from the annotation of a GenBank genome assembly.